Fopius arisanus is the source of this 884-nucleotide messenger RNA. RefSeq names its product pupal cuticle protein. The record is from RefSeq and is a predicted model, not a curated record. Bases 94 to 756 code for a protein of 220 amino acids. NCBI's taxonomy places the organism in Eukaryota, Metazoa, Arthropoda, Insecta, Hymenoptera, Braconidae. The transcript has 3 exons.
CGCUAUUGAGGCUUCGUAGGAUUUGGAUUACGGAAAACCCGGCGAGUACUGGUUAUUAUCCAGCAGCGCAUUGUCUUCAUUAAAAUUCACAAAAUGAAUCGUCUGAUAAUUGUCGUGGCGAUGGCGGUGGCUUGCCAGGCUCAGUACCCGGGUUAUGGUGCGGAAUAUCAUCAGGCGAAAUUCGAGCCCCCAGCGCCAGUUGGACCGGACGGAAAUGUCAUUGACACCCCGGAAGUCCAACACGCAAAAGCCGCGCACUUCGCCGAAUUCAGCAGAGCAGCACAACGUGCAGCCCAGCAGAAGGAUCACUACCCCGAAUCAUCCCCAUCAGGGCCAUCCUAUCCAAUCCACCAAGCCUAUUCUCACCCUGCCCCCGCUCCUGUUCCCGUUUCACAAUACCGACCUGCACCCCAGCAUUUCUCACCAGCACCGCCAGCAGCUAAUUAUCUCCGUCAGCAGCAUUCUCAUUACUCUGUACCAAGCAAACAGCCAUUCCAACCUGCCCCACUCGCUGAAGAUGGAACUGUCAUUGAUACUCCUGAGGUAGCUGCCCUCAAGGCCUCCAGACUCGCUGAAUUGGCUGAGGCGGAAGCCAGGGCUUACAAAAAUGCAGGACCCCAAGGCGAACCUGCUUAUGGUGCUCCCCAACACUACAAUCCAGGUUAUACGGCACCCCAGGCGUAUUCGGGAUUCGGAAAAGCCGCAUAUCAGCCUGGCCCGAAUUAUCAAUCGCAACACCUCCUAGGAUCGUAUUAAACAAGAACGCAAACAGAAUGAUUAUUUCCUGUUUUUGUUUGUAUUUUUUAUCCUAUCCAUCUUGUUUUCUCCCAAUCAAUCCGAAUUGUAAAUAAUUUAGGCCAAUAAUAAAUUUCAUUUUCUACGAA